AUGACGACGGCUACGGCUGAAGCACGGUCACGUCCAGCUAUUGAGCCCAUACGAACUACUGGUCCUGAUCUGAAUGUUCGCUCCCUACGAUCACGCAUUGUACAAAAGAGCCCUUCUUGGACCCCUUCGCCUCUUUCACCACGCAGCCUCCCUAUCCCACGGGUUCGACUUGCGAGAGAUGAUGAUACGGCGCAAGACGAUGGAAUGAAUGUUGAUCAGGUAGAGAGCCCAAAGCUUGAUCCUCUCAAACAAGAUGCCAAUCUCCGCAAUGUCUCUCUGCGACCUAUCGCAGAACUUGCCCUUCCAAGCCCCAGCACCUUGCCGUCUCGACGUUCUCCCCUUUCGGCGCCCCUGUUUGCACCUCACGUUUUUCAAAGACCAACUCUUGCCGAAGAGACAAGAAGUAUGCUGCUUCAUGCUCCAGGUUCUGAUUCACGUCGCAACUCUGUUUUCUUGGACCGUGAACGCCGCCAGUCUGCCCCUGGUGGUCCUCUGCAUACCAGAGCCAUACAGAUUGCCCGGCAGAGAGACGACCUUCAUCGUCGAAGACUCGCAGGUUCAUAUAGACCUCGUGAACCUGAGAUAUUGGUUCAACCAACCGAGCUUCGUCGCUUAUCUAUGUUGCCCUCGAGUGACACUGGACCACCAUCACCUUACCCUGUGGACGGACGUUUGACUACCCGUGUGGUUGUGCAUUCCCCAGGAAAGAAAUCGCUUGUGCUUACCAGAACUUUCGACUUGGAUGAGCUACGAGCUACCCUUCCGCCGAUUAGCCCUGUUGAACAGACGGAUCGGCGUGCAUCAGUUGCAUGUCUUCAACCCCCCGCCAACAUUUCACGAUCAUCUUCACCGGGUUACCCUCGGGACAGACGAAGUUCCUACGGUGCCAUCCCGAGAGCCAGCCACAGUCGGUCUCCUCCUGGCGAGAGAAGAGUUUCACGUCAAAGCCUGCCUCCUGUUGCUAUUCGACUUGACUAUGCCCGAAGAUACCUUCCCGUUCUGGCUGCGGUCAUUUUGUCAGAGCUUGUCCAGCCUGGUGACAUGGUUGAGGUUCCGCUGCCGCAUCCCCGUGCAUGGGAGGAAACUGUCACACACGUCUACACAGGACGAAACCCACUUACGGAACCCAUCAGACAGAACAUCCUGUAUCUUGGUGGUUCCGUCUAA
Molecule: messenger RNA, 1167 nt
Organism: Fusarium pseudograminearum CS3096
Lineage: Eukaryota; Fungi; Ascomycota; Sordariomycetes; Hypocreales; Nectriaceae
Exons: 2
Coding region: 1-1167 (388 amino acids)
Source: RefSeq, a predicted model, not a curated record